GGGCAUAAUAUGCUAAAAUAAGCAUUUGGUCAAAUUAGCUCCCCCCCAAAAAAAACAAAAUACCCACAUCUGAGUUCUAUACAUAAAAUAGGGACUUUAAGAACCGAAAACGCAGCGACGUGGAAAACCCCAGGACCGUCGGAGGCAUGGAGCGAGGACCGCGUCUCAAACGCGGGAAACUUGAAGUUUAGAUGCAACAGGCGACGCGCCCGCUACUUUACAUGUCAACAAAAAGCUGCUUUUCCGGUAGCUUCAAAAAAUGUCAAAAAACUCGUUUAAAGCUGUACAAGAAUCUUUGCUCUUCUCCCUGGAAGAACGAAUUAUAGACAAAGAGGAAUUUGCUGUCCUUUUCGAAGAAUACACGCCGCAAAACCUGCCUUUUUGCCACUGGGACUACGAAGAAUUUUGUCUGGAAAAUAAAGAUCCCGCUGAGUGCAAGGCCGACUUUAGAUUUGAAAAGAGAGAUAUUCCUUUGCUCGUAGAUGCUUUACAAAUGCCAGAUACGUUUACAUGUGUUAACGGCACGGUUUGUGAUGCAACAGAAGGGCUGUGUGUCGUGCUGAAGCGGUUUGCUUAUCCUUGCAGAUUGUCAGACAUGAUUUCCAUAUUCGGUAGAUCAGUGCCAGAGCUCAGCAUGAUUUGCAAUGAAGUGACUGAAUGGAUCUACAAUGCUCACCACCACCGUACAACAGAGUGGAACAACUUUAUCCUGUCCCCCAAUUCAUUGCAAACAUAUGCUGAUGCAAUUCACAACAAAGGUGCAGCCUUGGAUAAUUGCUUUGGCUUUGUAGAUGGGACAGUUCGCCCAAUAACAAGACCAGGAUUGAAUCAGAGAGUUGUUUACAACGGACACAAGCGUGUACACGCUCUCAAAUACCAGUCUGUUGCAUUGCCCAAUGGGCUCAUCGGCCAACUAUUUAGACCAGUAGAGGGAAGGAUGCAUGAUGCAAGAAUGUUGGCAGUCUCAGGAUUGUACGACAGCUUGGCACAACAUGCUUUUUCUCCAGCUGGUCAAGAAAUGUGCAUCUAUGGGGAUCCAGCAUACCCCCUACACAACCAUCUGCAAGCGCCUUUUAGAAUGGGUGUACUCAAUGGGCCAAUGCAAGACUUCAACGAAUCCAUGAGUUCAGUCCGUAUUUCAGUUGAAUGGCUCUUUGCUGACAUUAUAAACUAUUUCAAAUUUCUUGACUUCAAGAAAAAUCUCAAGAUUGGACUCAGUGAUGUUGGAAAGAUGUACAUGGUCUGUGCCCUUCUGAGAAAUGGCUUAACAUGCCUUUACUCCAACACAACCUCUGAAUAUUUUGGACUUGAUCCUCCUACACUGGUUGACUAUUUCAACUAAAGAAAAUAAACAAUCAAAUUGAGUUUGUAUAAUGCAGGUAGUACAGUGACAAACUAUUUAAACAAGUGAUGGGUGGGGCAACAAAACAACACAACAAAAAUGUGCACAUCACUUUUAGAAUGGUGCAUAUGUAAUUGUUAACAGUGAAAAAUAGAAACAUUUGCUGUAAAAUAUACUAUGUUUUAUACAAAAUGUAUUUAAAGAUAUAUAAUCUUGUAUGAUAAUAAAAAUUUUAACUUUUGUUUUUAAAUAAAAA
Nematostella vectensis (starlet sea anemone) is the source of this 1598-nucleotide messenger RNA. RefSeq lists its product as uncharacterized. The record is from RefSeq and is a predicted model, not a curated record. The coding region runs from base 260 to 1342 and encodes 360 amino acids. The transcript has 2 exons. Lineage: Eukaryota; Metazoa; Cnidaria; Anthozoa; Actiniaria; Edwardsiidae.